This is a messenger RNA of Equus quagga, 485 nucleotides long. It is a transcript of the gene SNRPG, whose product is annotated as small nuclear ribonucleoprotein polypeptide G. The transcript is spliced from 4 exons. Gene Ontology annotation, molecular function: RNA binding. Gene Ontology annotation, biological process: spliceosomal snRNP assembly; mRNA splicing, via spliceosome. NCBI's taxonomy places the organism in Eukaryota, Metazoa, Chordata, Mammalia, Perissodactyla, Equidae. The record is from RefSeq and is a predicted model, not a curated record. Bases 111 to 341 code for a protein of 76 amino acids. Gene Ontology annotation, cellular component: spliceosomal tri-snRNP complex; precatalytic spliceosome; U4 snRNP.
GGUUCACGGGCUCAGCGACGUCAGACGCAAAACGCCGGGCCUGCCGCGGGAGCGUGAGGGAGGCCGCGAAUUGCGUUUGGAGGCAUCUUUGAGCUCGGUGAGAAGACAUCAUGAGCAAAGCUCACCCUCCUGAGUUGAAAAAAUUUAUGGACAAGAAGUUAUCAUUGAAAUUAAAUGGUGGCAGACAUGUCCAAGGAAUAUUGCGGGGAUUUGAUCCCUUUAUGAAUCUUGUGAUAGACGAAUGUGUGGAGAUGGCAACUAGUGGGCAACAGAACAAUAUUGGAAUGGUGGUAAUACGAGGAAAUAGUAUCAUCAUGUUAGAAGCCUUGGAACGAGUAUAAACGAAGGCUGUGUUCCCCAGAGAAAUCAGCUCCUUCCACAUGUCCCUGCUCCACAGCACCUGUUUUACUCCAACAUAAAAAUUGGGUCAUGUACAUUUUCGUAUUGAACUUUUUUGUUAAAUAAACUUUUGUAAUAGGCAAAAA